GCCAUUUUCGAAAUUUUCUUGAGACCAUUUCUGGGGUGGAUAGGGGCUCCUCCGCCAUUGUUAUUCUUAUUUCGCUUCUACUUCCAGCUUCAUAGUGAAUUUGGCGUGUUCUGAUUUGCUGCUAUGCGUAGUCACGGCUCCGGUGACAUUGUACACAAGUGCGAAUUUGUUUUGGCCUUUUGGAAAUAUCGCAUGCAAAGUGUUGGCAUCCGUACAAGCCGUAAACACAUUUGUUUCGUCUCUGACGCUUGCUCUCAUUGCUAUGGAUCGUGUCUUGCUAACAACUUGUCCAGUGCGAUGGCGCUUAGCAGCAACGGCCCCAAUCAUCUGUUACUGUGUAGUCUGGAUAAUAUCAAUUGUCGUAGCGCUUCCCUAUUCGCUGACUGUUAGAUCUAGCAAGAUUGACAGUUUCGAACCCUGGAACGACGUACAUAUUCCUGCUAUGGUGAGCGUAGAAAAACCGAGACAUAGAACUACGCUAAGCAUAUGUGACCGAUCUCAUCCUGAGGUUUGCGUGGAGAUGCAAGACACUUGGGAUCGUGCUUAUAUCUCCAAAACCACAUUCACGGUGAUUGUGCUGGCCAUUCAGUACCUUCUUCCAUUAUUUGCCCUCGCAUACGCAUACGUACAAAUUGGUUCCACGAUUCGGCGUCGUUCAAAAAUCAGUCGUACCAUUGAUCAGGCCCGGCGCAUCAGCAUGCAAAGCCGGAACAGUCGGAUGUCUUAGGA
Molecule: messenger RNA, 729 nt
Organism: Cylicostephanus goldi
Lineage: Eukaryota; Metazoa; Nematoda; Chromadorea; Rhabditida; Strongylidae
Source: the annotation of a GenBank genome assembly